UGAUAAUAAUAAGCUUUGAGGUGUAAGUCAGAUACUGAACAUCAUGCCCAGGCAAGCAAAGAGAGGUGGAAAAGGUGAAGGCGGUGGAGAAGAGACAGAGAAGAAGACCAAGAAGAAAGAGGAGAAACGCACUCUCCUGGAGGACAAGUUACAGACGGAGAAGAAAACCCCAUCAGUGAACCCCCUGAAGCUCAACCAGCUUCAUAGAGACAUCGACAUCAUCCAGCAGACGUUUGAGAGGGAGCUGGUCGACAGGGACAAUGUCAUCAAAGGUCUGAGGCAUGACCUCAAGGGGACUGAGCAUCAGUCGGCCCAAGUUCAGUGGGUUCACCUGCAGAAUGUCAAGCGUCUGGGGGAUCUGCAGGAAAAACGGCUGAUGCUUCUACAGCAGCUGUGGGAGGACAGACUGCAGUGCCAGAGCUCCAGUUUCAAAUCUGAGAGGAAGCAGAUGCUGGCACACUCUCGGCAGCAGAGAGCUGAUCUGGAAGAUGCAGAGCUCACCUUGGAGCAGCAAUAUGAACAAGUGAUGAAUGAAAUCCACAGACUGUACAGCGAAAGCAUAGCAUCGUACCAGAGCAAUCACGAAGACCGGAAGACUGCUCUGGUCCUGGAGGGUGUGAUGGUGAUGAAUACGAAGAUUCAACAGGAGCAGGACAUUCUGGAGCUCCACCACAAAGAAGAAAAAGAACUUGACAACCUGGUCCUGAAAACCCAGCAAUACAUUCGGACGACUGACAAAUCCAUGAGGAGGGUCAAAAAGUUGCAGGACUCCAUGGUUCAGCUUAGGAUAAAGCUGAAGUCCACUAAGUCCGAAACGGAGUCGAUGGAACGAAAUCUGCCAGCUGCCAGGAACGAGGCGAAGAAAAUUACUCACAAGCUUCGCGAUCAGCUGACCGAGAGUCAAAUGGUGGCGAGGAAACAGCUCACUGUCCUCACUGUGCAGAGCAGCGACGCCAUCAAGAAACUUCAGGCGGUCAUUGCCAAGGGUAAGAGGGUUUCACGUGUUGCUGAAUUGUGUCUGAAGCAUGAGAGCAAGCAGCAGAACGUCUUGUCAGUGUCAUCAGAUGCAGAUGGUCAAAGAGAAGUGAUGGAGGAAGAAGAAGCUAAGGAGUCGUGUAAAUUUGCAGAGUUGUGGCAUGUGAUGCGGCACAGCAAUGCCACUCUGCUGCACAGAGAGGCUCUGAAGAUACAGAAUAAGGACCUGAGAAAAGAAAACCAGCAGCUGAGGCUUCUGCUGCAUCCGCACAUGAGCCCCAUGAUGGGCAGUGACCACACCCUCAGAGGACUCCAUACUCUGCUCACAGUGCCAAAAGCCCCAAUCUCAAUGGCCCCAUCCGACACCCACAGACGCCAGAGUGAGAUCGGGGCUGUUCACGUCGUCAAACAGACAUUUUAA
Molecule: messenger RNA, 1396 nt
Organism: Paralichthys olivaceus (Japanese flounder)
Lineage: Eukaryota; Metazoa; Chordata; Actinopteri; Pleuronectiformes; Paralichthyidae
Product: dynein regulatory complex subunit 2-like
Biological process (GO): cilium-dependent cell motility; axonemal dynein complex assembly; regulation of cilium movement
Cellular component (GO): axonemal dynein complex; axoneme
Source: RefSeq, a predicted model, not a curated record